Messenger RNA from Mucor velutinosus, 1137 nucleotides. RefSeq lists its product as uncharacterized. Lineage: Eukaryota; Fungi; Mucoromycota; Mucoromycetes; Mucorales; Mucoraceae. The record is from RefSeq and is a predicted model, not a curated record. The coding region runs from base 1 to 1137 and encodes 378 amino acids. The transcript has 2 exons. Gene Ontology annotation, molecular function: S-methyl-5-thioribose-1-phosphate isomerase activity.
AUGACUGACAACAACAACACCAAGACCCUCGAAGCCAUCAAAUAUACCAGAGGUGAUCUUCGCAUCCUCAAUCAACUCGUCUUGCCUCAUGAGACCAUCUUUGAAACUGUGUUGAAUGUUCAAAAUGGCCAUGCUGCCAUCAAGACCAUGAAGACUCGUGGUGCUCCUGCCAUCGCUAUUGUCGCUGCUCUUUCUUUGGCUGUCGAUGUCAAUGCUCGCUUCGAGCAAGGUGAAUUCGAAACUGUCGAUCAAGCCGUCAAAUUCUUGUUGGAGUCAUUAGAAUACCUCAAAACAUCUCGUCCUACCGCCGUCAACUUGUUUGAUGCUGCUGCUAAGCUCGAACAUCUCAUCAACACUACAGCUAAAACUGCUCAAGAACCUGUUACUGUCGUUACUGCUUACAUUGAAGCUGCUGAACAAAUGUUGAUUGACGAUGUUAAGGACAACAAGAACAUUGGUAAAUUCGGUGCUGAUUACAUUGUUGAAAAUGCAAAGAAUCCCAAAAAUAUCAGCGUCUUGACCCAUUGUAACACUGGAUCUUUGGCUACUGCUGGUUGGGGCACCGCCUUGGGUAUCAUUCGUGAUCUCCACAAGAACAACAAGCUCGAACAUGCCUACUGUACAGAAACUCGCCCUUACAACCAAGGCUCUCGCUUGACCGCCUAUGAACUCGUAUAUGAGCAAAUCCCUGCUACUUUGGUCUGCGAUAAUAUGGCUUCUGCUCUCUUGAAACAAAACCCCAAUGUUCAAGCCAUCGUGGUGGGUGCUGAUCGUGUUGCUGCUAAUGGUGAUACUGCCAACAAGAUUGGUACCUAUCAAUUAGCCAUCACUGCCAAACACCAUGGCAUUUUGUUUAUUGUGGCUGCACCUUCCACCUCAAUCGAUCUCAAGACCAAGAGUGGAGAUGAUAUUCCUAUUGAACAACGUCCUGCUGAAGAAUUAGUUACAGUUGCUGGUGUGCGUGUGAAUGAUAAUGAGCCUACUACUAUUCGUACAGCUGCUGCAGAAAUUGGUGUUUGGAACCCUAGUUUCGAUGUUACUCCUGCUAGUUUGAUUUCGGCUAUUGUCACUGAGCAAGGUGUGGUGGUAAAGAAGGAGGGAGAAGAUGUGUUUGAUAUGGCUGCUUUUCUUAAAUAA